UAUCGAUAUUUCUUCACCUCUGAUAGAUAUGCAUAAGUUGUGUCUGUUUAUGUAUUUAUGCGUAUGUCAUAGUGAUAAGUAAAUCUAAAUUUCCACGCUUUUAAAGAAAUUCUAUUAAUUAUAAGUCUUCGAAAGAGUACUGCAACAAAUACAUAAAUAUGUUUGGAUUUAACAUGUUUCCGGAGAUUGUCAGACCUUUCAAUAACCACUAUAGAUGUUUUUCUGUGUCAAUGUUACCGGGUACAUAUCGACGAGAUGUAGAACGUGGAGGGAAAAUAAUCAUGCCACCCUCAGCUUUAGAGCAUCUCACAAGAUUAAAUAUUAGAUUUCCUAUGUUAUUCAGAUUAAGUAACGAAAAAACCAAUAGAAUUACUCAUUGUGGAGUUUUAGAGUUUGUUGCGGACGAAGGAAGAGUUUAUUUACCUUGUUGGAUGAUGUACAAUCUUUUGUUACAAGAAGGAGAAUUAAUAAAUGUUGAAAGUGUAAAUUUACCUGUUGCAACAUUUUCACGUUUUCAACCACAAUCCGAAGAUUUUUUAGACAUCACAAAUCCUAAAGCUGUUUUAGAAAAUGGAUUAAGAAAUUUUGCUUGUCUUACAACAGGUGACAUUAUUGCUAUAAAAUACAAUCAAAGAAUAUAUGAAAUGUGUGUUUUGGAAACAAGACCAGGUCCAGCAGUCACUAUCAUAGAAUGUGAUAUGAACGUUGAAUUUGCUCCACCAUUGGGAUAUGUAGAAAAAGAGACUAAAAAGGAUGAAAAUGUAGUAGAUCCUGCAGAUUUAAUGCCAGCACCAUCUGGUUUUGUGCCAUUUAAAGGAGAAGGUAAUAGACUAGAUGGCAAAAAACGUAGAGAUUUUGCAAAACCAGAAGUUACUACAAGUAAACCGGCUUAUGUUAGAGGAAUACCAGAUUAUGAUUAUAAAAUAGGAACACUUACGUUCUUGCGCAUUAGUAAACCUGUUAAUAAUAAAGAGGCAAAAGACCCUGAUGAAUUUAAAGCAUUCACUGGUGAAGGUUUUUCUCUUAGGAAAUCAAAGUAAUUAAAUAAUUGGUUUAUUUAUUUUCAUACAAUUACAUGUAUUUGUAAAAGUGAGUAUUUAUAUUUGUAAUUAAACUGUUAUACUUUUUAACAAAAAUAGUUUCAUACAGGUUCUACCCAUUACACUAAUAAGUCUUUUUAUAUAAACAAUUUUUUGUAUAUAGAUAAACAAAUUAACCUAUAGUAUAAAAAAUUAUACCCUAUAAUUCAAAUAUCUUACAAGUGAAGUCAAAAAAUUAUCAUUAUAAAAAUAAUAUAUAGUAUUGUAUUAUCACAAAUUAUAGGAUUGCAGUGAGAAUUUUAAUCUACCAAAGGACCCCAGAAAUAUUUACUGGGUUUUGUUGGAUCUUCUGUUAAGAAGAACUCACGACCCAAUGUUAUGAAUUCUUCAAAACUAAUUUUACCAUCAUCAUUAAUAUCAAUAUGACUGAAGGAAAUAACUGCAUCCUAUAAUAAAUAUUUCAGUUUAAUUAAUUCA
Messenger RNA from Bombus terrestris (buff-tailed bumblebee), 1517 nucleotides. It is a transcript of the gene Ufd1-like, whose product is annotated as ubiquitin recognition factor in ER-associated degradation protein 1. The coding region runs from base 159 to 1040 and encodes 293 amino acids. Lineage: Eukaryota; Metazoa; Arthropoda; Insecta; Hymenoptera; Apidae. The record is from RefSeq and is a predicted model, not a curated record. Gene Ontology annotation, cellular component: VCP-NPL4-UFD1 AAA ATPase complex. Gene Ontology annotation, molecular function: polyubiquitin modification-dependent protein binding. The transcript has 5 exons.